This is a messenger RNA of Oncorhynchus tshawytscha (Chinook salmon), 2672 nucleotides long. Its product is annotated as heparan sulfate glucosamine 3-O-sulfotransferase 3A1-like. Lineage: Eukaryota; Metazoa; Chordata; Actinopteri; Salmoniformes; Salmonidae. Gene Ontology annotation, molecular function: [heparan sulfate]-glucosamine 3-sulfotransferase activity. The transcript is spliced from 2 exons. Bases 479 to 1744 code for a protein of 421 amino acids. The record is from RefSeq and is a predicted model, not a curated record.
UACAACAACUGCAAUGUGGAGUAGACACAGGUGCUGAAGUUACCAUUGCCUCGUCUUUUUGACCUGGCAUUACACAUGGACAUUUAAUUUAAACAAUAAACAAACAUAACCUACGUGUCAUCUUUUAGUCGUGGCUAGGCUACUUAUAAUGCUGUUUUGUUAAUAAAGGAUUAGUUUUAUGCGGGACUGCCAGCCUAUAUAAACAAAAUUUGACAUUUAGAAUUGCACUGCAUAUUCGACAGUUUUUGUUUUAUGUUGACAUAGACUUACACUAUUAUUUAUUAUAGUGUACAGCUCGAGCUCUGGGACACAUGUGAGGGUUAUUUUGGUGUGAUGCGUGUGCGAGGUUUAAUCCUCUGCUGGAUGCGAAGCAAGCUCAGGUAGCCUGAGAGCUGUCCUCUCUAUUUCUUAAUGUCAAGACCCAAGAAUGUCUGCUUAGCAUGGCUGUGGCUCCUGAACCGGCGACCCAAGGACCGUUAUGGCUUUUAGAGCAGUCUAUUCGGACCCCCUGUCCCGAAGCAUUUUCAAGAAAUUCGUGGUUAUGCUGUGUUCUCUCCUCACCUCCAUGUACCUCCUCCACUGCCUCACGGACCGCUGUAGCAGCAUGCCCACACCGGUGAAAGCCUCCAGCCAAGUCGUGGGCUUUUUCGCAUCGGAACUACAAGACUUGAUGUCGCUGAGGAGGAAAAGACUGUUAAAGAAAUGGACCACGGAGUCCAAGGUGCGCUUGAGCUACGAGAGCGCUGACGACACUAAACGGAUCUCUGAGGACUCACUGUUCGACGAUACUGAUAAGGGACAGAUUUUGUACGAACCGGGACCUCAGGUGGACAGCGAUAGCGAGAACCGGGAAUUGUCGCGUGAUAUCCAGCUUUCAUUGGAUGACAUCGUUUCUUCGAAGAGAUUGUCACACCGGUUUACAGUGAAGACGGGAAGUACCGGUAAACUCAGUCCACUUGGAGAGGGGAGAAAGGAGCUGCCCCAGGCGCUGAUCAUCGGGGUGAAGAAAGGAGGGACGCGCGCGCUACUCGAGUUCCUCCGCGUGCAUCCAGACAUCAGAGCCGUGGGAGCCGAGCCGCACUUCUUCGACCGUAACUACGAGAACGGACUGGAGUGGUACAGAGAGCUGAUGCCCAAGACCCUGGAGGGCCAGAUCACCAUGGAGAAGACCCCCAGCUACUUUGUGACCAGAGAGGCCCCGGCCCGGAUCUCCGCCAUGUCCCGGGACACCAAGCUGAUCGUGGUGGUGAGGGACCCCAUCACCAGGGCCAUCUCUGACUACACACAGACGCUGUCCAAGAACCCAAAAAUUCCCACCUUCGAGAGCUUGACCUUCAAAAACAGGACUAGGGGGCUCAUCGACACGUCCUGGAGCGCCAUCCAGAUCGGCAUCUAUGCCAAGCACCUGGACAACUGGCUAGAGUACUUCCCCAUGGGCCAGAUUCUGUUCGUGAGCGGGGAACGUCUGAUCAGCGACCCGGCCGGAGAGCUGGGCAACGUGCAGGACUUCCUGGGACUCAAGAGGAUCAUCACAGACAAACACUUCUACUUCAACCAGACCAAGGGCUUCUCCUGCCUCAAGAAGGCUGAGGGCAGCAGCAAGCCCCACUGCCUUGGCAAAACCAAAGGGCGGACCCACCCCAACAUCCACCCAGAGGUGGUGCAGAGGCUACAGGACUUCUACAGGCCUUUCAACAUGAAGUUCUACCAGAUGACGGGACGCAUGUUUGGUUGGGACGACUGAUUUUGCCUUGGUGGAUUUACAUUUUAGUCAUUUAGCAGAUACUCAUAUUGAGUGACUUACAGGAGCAAUUAUAGUUAGGUGCCUUGCUCAUCAGAUUGUCCACCUAGUCGGCUCAGGGAUUCAUACCAGUGAUCUAUCAGUUACUGUCCCAACACUCUUAACCGCUAAGCUACCUGCCACUCCAGAAUACAGAUGACCAGAGAACACAGAUGACUGUUGACACUGCAGUAUAACUGUGGGACAGCAAGAACACUUAGCCAAGAGGCAAUAUGUGUCUGUGAUAGCGGGGAAAAGGUCUUAUCUGCUCUUACGGGCAAUUCAGAUAUUUAAUGUGUUCACUGUGUUACUGUGUCUCAGAACCAAUAUCAGCUGAGGCUGGUUGAAGGAAAUGGAGAGGGAUUAUCCCUUAUAGAGCAUGUUGUGGUUCUAAUACAGAGAGAUACUGCAUCUCUACCUCUCCCUGUAGUUCCUGUCAGAGGGCUUUCUGUUUGGGAACCUUUCAGUGAUUCAAAAGACAAAUAUGUUGUUACUGUAUAAGAGGUUAUAUGAAAUCAAAACAGAGAGACUUUGGAUAAAAAGCCUUGAGUGAUUCUAUACCAUAUUGUAAAGCAAACCCAGCUGCUUUUCAAAGAAUUGUAUUUUUCUAGAAACAUUUUGAAAAGUUAAAACUGCAUUUAAUUUAUUUAAGAUGAUGUACACAUGCGGAAUAUAAUAUACAAGUUGAUAUGCUUUAUGUUUUCUGUGCUUAUAGAAUGUUGUUUUAUACUGUACACAUUUUUUUUCUUUAUCAUGUUGAAUUUUGAAUUACAAGGUAGAGAGCGAGAUAGAGUAAAGAUAGCACUCAAUGGAAGUGUCCAGUGGCACCCUAUUCUCUAUAUAGUGCACUACUUUUUACCAGGGCCCAUAGGGAAUAGGGUGCCAUUUGACC